Molecule: messenger RNA, 4366 nt
Organism: Thalassophryne amazonica
Lineage: Eukaryota; Metazoa; Chordata; Actinopteri; Batrachoidiformes; Batrachoididae
Gene: hipk3b
Product: homeodomain interacting protein kinase 3b
Exons: 16
Coding region: 311-4246 (1311 amino acids)
Biological process (GO): peptidyl-serine phosphorylation; peptidyl-threonine phosphorylation
Cellular component (GO): nucleus; PML body; cytoplasm
Molecular function (GO): protein tyrosine kinase activity; ATP binding; protein serine/threonine kinase activity
Source: RefSeq, a predicted model, not a curated record
GUCAGUUCGCAAACAUUUGCUUGCAGCAGAAAAAAGGACAUGUUAGUAGCUGCUGGCAGCGUCGCCUAAUCGUUCGUUCCGACGGGCUAACGGACGCUUUUGGUAUAUGGGCUACUAUGCCCAAAGAGGAAGAAGACGACAUUGAGCUGUGUAGCUACAGGCCGGGCUCAGAGUGAUGUGUGUGAACGCUGACGCGCGGGAGUUAUUUAAUGUUUAGCUAAAAUGCGGGAGAUGGUGGCGUUACCGAGCGCGAGCGCUCCCUUCUUGUCGUCUAGGACAAGAUGGCAGCAGCAGUGCAGGCGAACUGUGCAUGCUAUGGCUUUAUAAGUCCAUAACAUGUUCACAGAAGCCCUGGAUGAUACUAAUACUUACUCUAUGUGAAGGUAUGGCCUCACAGGUCUUGGUCUACCCACCACACAUUUAUCAAACCCAGACAAGUGCCUUUAGCAGUGUGAAGAAACUCAAAGUUGAGCCCAGCAGCUGUGUCUACCAUGAGCGAGUACACCCUCGGACUUAUCUAAACAGCAGAUCCCUCGGCAUUGUGCAUCAAACAAAACAAGCCCACACAUUUGUAAACCAUCAUUUGACAGGGGCUGUCAAAGUGCGUGCUGGACAAGAGCAUCCGGUGCAGACUGUGGUGGUGCGUGGCGUACAGAGACAGCAGGCCAGCAACAAAGGAGGAGGAACAGGUCAAGUUGAAGCUCAGCGGCAAUUGGAAGCAAGAAGUGUCCUUUGGCAAGAGCACGAGCAGACAGACGCAUCAAGUGGAGGCAGCAGUGGAGCAACAGGGGCAAGUGGAGGGGGACGGGGAGAGGCCUGUGGCAGAGGAGGUGAGGGGUGUGAAGAGGAGGGCGUUGACAGAGACGUGAACGGUGAAGGUUUAAACUCAGCUGAUAGUGUUCAGCGAUGUGGGCUGAAACGUAAAAGUGAGGAGCUGGAUAACCGAGGAAGCACCAUGCAGAUUGUGGAGGAAUUGUCUAUGUUGCCUGCGAUGUUGCAAACAUCGAAUGUGGGGAACGCGGCCGUGACUGCACCUGCGACCGUCGUCCCUGGAGGAGGCCCUUCCAAACAGGGUGUGGGACCUGGUGGUGUUGGUGCAGCAGGUGGGACAGGAGGAGGAGAUGGGGACUAUCAGGUAGUACAGCAUGAAGUUUUAUGUUCCUUGAAGAAUACUUAUGAAGUGCUGGAUUUCUUGGGACGUGGCACAUUCGGACAGGUUGUAAAGUGCUGGAAGAGGGGCACAGGAGACAUUGUAGCUGUGAAAAUACUCAAGAACCAUCCUUCGUAUGCACGGCAGGGUCAAAUCGAAGUUGGUAUCCUCGCUCGUCUGAGUGGGGAAAAUGCAGAUGAACACAACCUGGUGCAAGCUUUUGAGUGCUUCCAGCACCGUAGCCACACCUGCCUUGUGUUUGAGAUGCUCGAACAGAACCUGUAUGAUUUCCUAAAGCAAAAUAAAUUCAGCCCGCUGCCUCUGAAAGUGAUCAGGCCUGUACUCCAGCAGGUAGCCACAGCUCUGAAAAAACUGAAGACCAUGGGUCUUAUUCAUGCAGACCUCAAGCCGGAGAACAUAAUGUUGGUGGACCCAGUGAGGCAGCCAUACAGGGUGAAGGUGAUAGACUUUGGCUCAGCCAGUCACGUGUCCAAAGCAGUUUGCUCCACGUACCUCCAGUCUCGGUACUAUAGGGCUCCAGAGAUUAUUUUGGGAUUGCCAUUUUGUGAAGCCAUAGACAUGUGGUCCCUAGGCUGUGUGAUAGCUGAACUUUUCCUAGGCUGGCCACUUUACCCUGGGGCCCUUGAGUAUGAUCAGAUUCGCUACAUAUCUCAGACACAAGGUUUGCCAGGGGAACAUCUUUUGAAUGCUGGGACAAAGACAGCACGAUUCUUUUGCAGAGAGUCAGACUCACCUUAUGCAGCCUGGAGACUGAAGUCAACAGAUGAGCAUGAGACAGAGACGGGGAUGAAAUCAAAGGAAGCAAGGAAGUACAUCUUCAGCUGUUUGGAUGACAUAGCGCAUGUGAACAUGGUGAUGAAUCUGGAAUGUAGUGACUUGCUUGCGGAGAAGGCUGAUCGCCGAGAAUUUGUGGGCUUGUUGAAGAAGAUGUUAUUGAUUGACGCUGAGGAAAGGAUCGCCCCAGCCGAUGCUCUCAGUCACCCCUUUGUGACAAUGCAGCACCUGUUUGACUUUCCGCAUAGCAAUCAUGUGAAGUCAUGUUUACACAUUAUGGAUGUGUACUGGACGCGUGCCAGUGUAUAUGAGGUGGCCAAUAGAAAUAAAGGUAAUUUUGUCAGACCUGUGACCACAACUCCUGCUGCUGCCGUCUCAGUGAACCAUCCCUUCAACAAGAUGACUGCUGUUCACACUCAAGGGUUAGCACCAUCAGCCCCUUCAGUGAUGCACACUGGGAUACCAUUGCAAACUGGAAGUGGUCAGUUUGGAUGCAGUGAUUCAUUUCAACAAGCACUCAUUCUUUGUCCCCCAGCCAUUCAAGGGAUCCCUGCCAGCACAGCUAAACCAGGUGGCUACUCAGUAUGCAUGGAGGCUUCCGUGCCUCUGGUCACCCAAGCACCCCCCAUCCAGCCCAUACAAAUUAGACCUGGGAUCAUCACGCAAACUUGGUCCAACCGUGCCCAACAAAUCUUGGUGCCCACUUGGCAGCAGGUGCCCCCACCACCAACCACUUUGGCAUCUGACACAGUGUCGGGCUCACAAAGAUUGGGCGAGUGGGGGAAAUUACGUUCCCAUGGUAACCAUUACAGCUCCAUGAUUGCCCACCCUCAGCCUUUGCUAACCAACCAAAUGACUGUGUCUGCCCACCAGCCAAUCAACAUUGGCAUUGCACAUGUGGUAUGGCCUCAGCCAGGUGCCAACAAGCGAGCCAAACCCUGUGCUAACAGUCUGGUGCUGUUUUUGUUCUGUAGGGGCAACAUCCUUUCCCAAAAUACAACCAUCCAAAAUUCAGUAUGCCAGUCUCCAAAGAUGGCUGACACAGCAAAGAAUGUGGCAGAAGAAGCCAGUUGUCCAGAGGAUGGCCAAGUUGCUGGAAAGCAGCAUGGGAAAAGCCAAGUGCGGGAAGAGCGUGAUAGUUUCUGCAAGGCGGAGCAACCCUAUGAGGAGCUUUUGGAGUCUCAGGAACAGCGGCAGGCCAUGGUGAUCUCUGACUUUGGUAGCCCAACUGUCAGCGUGAUCAGUAUCAGCAGUGACGAUGAGGAGAAUGAACAGACGCACUCGAUAAGGGAGUGUAAAGGUAGUGCAGAUUGUGAGGCAUGUCAAAGCACUGUUAGUAUGGAGAGAGUAUGUUCACUCAGCAGUCCAGACAGCACGCUCAGCACCACCUCAUCAGCCUCUGCCCAGUCCAGCAGCUCCCCUUGCAAACACCCAAACAGUAUGUCAGACGAUGAACAGGAGAGUGGGUGUGACACCGUUGAUAGCUCGCCAGGCUCAGAUGCCUCUGGUCAAAGCAGAAGUCCUUUCACAGAUCGAUGCUACAUUGCAGACCCCAACCAGAACUGUGAGCCCCGUGUUGCAUGUGUUGCUCCAGAGACUGAACCCAACAAGCCAACCGUCCGUACCGUUGUGGUGCCUCCAAUGAGGGUGCAGAACAAAAACAACUCUGCCAUUCGGCAAAGACCUGGCAACACGGCUUUAGAGUCUUCAUGCCAGUCCAAAGGGCGAGGGAUUCGUGGGCGACAGCAUCACCACUCCACUCCACUCCUCAACCGGCCUCAGAAGAUCAACCCUGCAUUCCAGCAACAACAGGCUAUAGGCUUUGGGCAGGUGCAGCAUUUCGGAUCCUGCCACCAGGAAUGGAACGCCAGUUUUGCACCCCGGAGACCACAAGCCUAUAUCCCUCCGACCAUACAUGGACACACAUUCACCCUGUCCCACGGCAGCCCAAACCACACUGCAGGCCCUCACCCUCACCUUGGUGCCCAUCCACACUCACAGCCUACUUUAUUGUCCUAUCCUCCAUCUGGCCCACUGGUUACAGCUCCACCAAUGGCCCAUCUCCUGGCUUCCCCUGGGGCCUCGCGUCCCAUCCUCCAGCCCACCUAUGGCAUCUCUCACCCAGCAGGUAUUGUGCAUCAGGUCACAGUGGGCAUCAACCCGCGUCUCUUACCCUCCCCUACCUUGCACCCACAGGGCCAGUUCAAGCCCCUCUUUGCCCCGCACUCCUACAUUGCCUCACCUGCCUACACCAGUUUCCCUCUCAGCCCCACCAAAAUAAACCAGUACCCAUAUAUCUGAGCAUCAAUGCCCAGAUACCCUUCUUACCACCUGAGGGCUAUGUCAGCAGGGCAAAUUCUUUCUUAAACCACAAACCAAGUGGUUUUCAUUUCCAAAACCAUGGCACAACCACAGAGAAAA